AUGCCUAAUCUCUAUGUCUUCCCGGGCGGAGUAGCAAGUGAUGCAGACUUUUCUAAAGAAUGGUACGACAUAUUAGGUCAAGCUGGCGAACUUUCAAGGUCCAACCUGUUCAAUUUUGUGAAGGGAAAUGGACCAGGGGCACCGAUGUUUAAUCGAAUUCGAGAUGCAGAAUUCACUACAAUACCCAGUGAAAUAGCUUUCAGGAUAUGUGCCAUACGAGAAACGUUUGAAGAAUCGGGCGUUCUGCUAGCGAGAAAUGUUUCCGACAUGAAGCAAACGACUGUGAUUAAUGUAGACUCUCCAACAUACGGCAAUGCAUUGAAAUCAGAUUCAAACAUUAAUACUUGGAGGAAGAGAGUUGAAGAAAACGCUUCAGAAUUCAUCACAAUGUGUCGUGAUAUGAAUAUUGUACCAGACGUGUGGUCACUGUAUGAGUGGUCAGACUGGCUGACACCAGCCCAGGAGAUCAUUCUUCAUCGUAAACCCAGAAGAUACGACACAGCCUUCUUUCUGUGUUGUGUGGACGAAAAACCAGAUGUGGCUGAGGACAAGGGAGAAACUGUCCAUAGUCAGUGGGGAUCUCCACUGAAUAUUUUGCUGGAAUUUGAAAGAGGAUGGGCAGGCAUAGCACCACCUCAGAUGUACGAACUGGCUCGUUUGCUGAACAUUGGCAGUAUGGAGGAAUUGGUUCACUUCUGCUGGUCACGGGAACGGUCAGGGAACAGAAUUGAACGAUGGCUUCCUGUCAGAUUUGAAUGUGCAGACGCAGUCCUGUACCUUAUGCCUGGUGAUGAGCUGUACCCAAAGGUGCCGGAUAUCUACGGAGAAGGGGAAAUACUGAAAAGCAGCUUGACGUUGGAGGAAUUAGAGCAGAAAUACCCUUUACAACACCGAACAGAUAUGAGGUUGACAGUGAGGGAAAGCGCAAGGGACGUGUCUCCUGCAAUAUUGAAAUGGCAGCAGGACAUGUAGCUCCAUAUGUGGACUUUGCCAAUCUUACAAUAGAAUCCACAGAAUCCAAACUGUGAAGUGGUUGGAUAAUGUUUAUCAUGUUUAUGGUGUGAAAGAUGUGAAGUAUAUUAUUAUGAUUAUCACUAUGUUAAUCAGUCAAAGUCAGUGAGUUGGGUGUUAUGCUGCUUUAAUAUUCCUGUAAUAUCAAUCAAGGGACACCAGAAAUGGGCUUCACA
This is a messenger RNA of Haliotis rubra (blacklip abalone), 1187 nucleotides long. RefSeq names its product acyl-coenzyme A diphosphatase NUDT19-like. Bases 1 to 972 code for a protein of 323 amino acids. Gene Ontology annotation, cellular component: mitochondrion. Gene Ontology annotation, molecular function: hydrolase activity, acting on acid anhydrides, in phosphorus-containing anhydrides. The record is from RefSeq and is a predicted model, not a curated record. NCBI's taxonomy places the organism in Eukaryota, Metazoa, Mollusca, Gastropoda, Lepetellida, Haliotidae. The transcript is spliced from 3 exons.